CGUGGGAGAGCAGAGCAGCAAGGUCGUUCUGGCAAGGUCGUUGUGGCAGGAACAGCCAGUAGGAGGUUCUGGCUGAGAGCUCCCCUGAGGCAAGCUGGCCCAACCAGCCACAACACACAGGACUGGGCUGCAGGAACAGCAUCACCAGCAACAUGUCAUCAGUGCCUAAGACCGAGGGAGCCUCUGACGCCUUCACUCCAAAGGGCAUCAUCAUCCCAGAAAGAGAGAAACCUGGACACUUCAACCAAAAAGAUGACCUGCAGCAUGAUCUGCCAGAAGAAGCCACAGUUCUUGGUGCCUUGCAGAUCCUGUGUUGCCUGUUGAUUUCAAGUCUGGGGGCCAUUUUGGUUUCCAGUUCCGAAUCUUCCCACUUCAGCCCAGCAAUUUCCACCAUUGUGAAGUCCGGGUACCCAUUUUUAGGAGCUCUGUGUUUUGCUAUUACCGGAACCCUCUUCAUUAUCUUUGGAAAAAAAUCAACUAAGCCCUUGGCCAUGAGCAGCCUGACCGCAAGUGCAGUGAGCUCUGUGGCUGCUGGAGUAGGCCUCCUCCUCCUCGCUGACAGCCUGGUGGCCCUGGGGAACGCCUCUCAGCAGUGUGACUCAGAAAAAGAUUACCUAGCCUCAUUGACUUAUUCAAUAUAUGAAGCCAAGGAGUGUCUCCUGACUGGCGUCAGUCUAACAGGCGUCCUGGUGGUGAUGCUUACCUUCACAGUGCUGGAGCUCUUACUAGCCGUGUAUGCUUCUGUCUUUUGGUGGAAACAGGUCUACUCCAACAACCCCGCGUUCAUCUAUCCAUAAAUAAGAAGAAAAAUGUGCACUCUUGAGCUAGUGUGAACUGGCUAAGUCCAGUGGCUCUGCAGGCCCUGUUUCCGUAAUGUUUUCAUACUCAUAUUGCUUAAAUAUUAGACAUCAGAGAUUUCAAGAACAUUUUAAUUAAAAAAUACUUU
This is a messenger RNA of Hippopotamus amphibius kiboko, 946 nucleotides long. RefSeq names its product membrane-spanning 4-domains subfamily A member 7-like. The record is from RefSeq and is a predicted model, not a curated record. Gene Ontology annotation, cellular component: trans-Golgi network; plasma membrane. The transcript is spliced from 6 exons. Lineage: Eukaryota; Metazoa; Chordata; Mammalia; Artiodactyla; Hippopotamidae. The coding region runs from base 153 to 797 and encodes 214 amino acids. Gene Ontology annotation, biological process: cell surface receptor signaling pathway.